Vigna umbellata (rice bean) is the source of this 764-nucleotide messenger RNA. Its product is annotated as Cytochrome P450 superfamily protein. Gene Ontology annotation, molecular function: iron ion binding; monooxygenase activity; oxidoreductase activity, acting on paired donors, with incorporation or reduction of molecular oxygen. The record is from RefSeq and is a predicted model, not a curated record. Lineage: Eukaryota; Viridiplantae; Streptophyta; Magnoliopsida; Fabales; Fabaceae. Gene Ontology annotation, biological process: sterol metabolic process.
CUAGAUCAGUUUUAUCAUUGGUCAUGAAAUAUCUUGGACAGUUGCCUCAAGUUUAUGAACAUGUCUUGAAAGCCAUAACAUGAUCAGGAUAAAUGUUGAAGUUAUUUUUAUGACAGAACAACUUGAAAUUAUUCGAGGGAAAGAGGUAGGGCAGUUGUUGCAGUGGGAAGAUAUUCAGAAAAUGAAAUACUCUUGGAAUGUUGUAUGUGAAGUCAUGAGGUUGUCUCCACCAGUCAGUGGUGCUUAUAGAGAAGCUAUAAAGGAUUUCACCUAUGCUGAUUAUAACAUCCCUAAAGGCUGGAAGUUGCAUUGGAACACUAAUUCAUCACACAAGGAUCCAACAAUCUUCUCGGAUCCAGAAACUUUUGAUGCUUCAAGGUUUGAAGGAGCAGGGCCUACACCUUUUGCACAUGUUCCAUUUGGAGGUGGCCCCAGAAUGUGUUUGGGCCAAGAAUUUGCUAGACUAGAGAUACUUGUGUUCAUGCAUAAUAUCGUGAAACGGUUCAAGUGGGAAUUGGUGAUUCCUGAUGAAAAGUUGAAGUAUGAUCCCAUGCUAGAACCAGUAAAGGGACUUGAAAUUCGACUUCAUCCUUCUAGUUCAUAGUCAAAUAACUUAGCUAUAACAUAAUGCACGCUUUAGAAGCUUUCUAAGUAGUCAGCUUAUCGUGCUAUAUUUGAAGAAAACUUUUUUUCUACUUCGAUUAGAAGUUUUUUGUAUCUGCUUCCAUGAUUUCUAUGAAGUUUCUAUCUAUUUUGAUUAUUCU